Molecule: messenger RNA, 5206 nt
Organism: Canis lupus familiaris (dog)
Lineage: Eukaryota; Metazoa; Chordata; Mammalia; Carnivora; Canidae
Gene: SLMAP
Product: sarcolemma associated protein
Exons: 24
Coding region: 678-3266 (862 amino acids)
Biological process (GO): regulation of membrane depolarization during cardiac muscle cell action potential; protein localization to plasma membrane; single fertilization
Cellular component (GO): acrosomal membrane
Molecular function (GO): protein binding
Source: RefSeq, a predicted model, not a curated record
CGCCGUCUCGGCUCGUGCCGGGGACCCCGUGCCAGCUCCCGGGCGGUCCUCCGCGCAGCAGGAGCCAUGCAGACCGUCCCGCUGGCGAUCUAGACCCCCUCGCCGCCCCCCUCGGCCCUGCCCUUCCACUCCCGAGGCCCUUGAAGACGGGCGGUGGCUGCCCAGAGGUGCUCGGCGACACCUUCCUUCGCCCCGAAAGGACCUUCCUGGCCGCACGGAACCGACCGUUCCUUCAUGCUGCAGUGCUGCAACGUUUCCGCCACCGAGGGGGAAAAGCGGCCGAGAUCCCAAACAAAACACAAGAACUGGCGUGUGACUCAUCUGCUUGGAUACCUCCAGCCCCCAAACUGUCUUCCAGGAGUUUUCUUGGCCGAAGCUGUCUGAUGUUCGAGCCUUCUCUUCCCAGGGAAGAAGAUGGACUGAAAGCUGCCAGUUGGGGACUUUGUGCGAUCAGGGCGCUGCUGAGUUUUAAAGGAGGUGAUGGGGCUUGCGCUGGCUUGUCUUCCCACUCAAGUGAAGAGUUGUUGAUGUUCACUGGUUAUGCUUAGACAAUGCGCAGUUUGUUUUAAUUUAAAAUUUUGGGGGGGAUAGGAAGAUAGGCUUGUGAAGGGCAGUCCGGAUCCGGUGGAACUCCUCUUUGUCCUCUGGUAGGAGAGACACCCCCCAGUCUGUCCUCGAUGCCGUCAGCCUUGGCCAUCUUCACUUGCCGCCCGAACUCGCACCCGUUUCAGGAGCGCCAUGUCUAUCUGGACGAGCCUAUUAAAAUCGGCCGCUCCGUGGCCCGCUGUCGACCGGCGCAGAAUAAUGCUACCUUUGAUUGCAAAGUGCUGUCAAGGAACCAUGCUCUCGUCUGGUUUGAUCACAAGACGGGCAAGUUUUAUCUCCAAGACACUAAAAGUAGUAACGGUACCUUUAUAAAUAGCCAGAGAUUGAGUCGAGGCUCUGAAGAAAGUCCACCAUGUGAAAUUCUUUCUGGUGAUAUUAUCCAGUUUGGGGUAGAUGUAACGGAGAACACACGGAAAGGUACGGUUACCCAUGGAUGUAUUGUUUCCACAAUAAAACUUUUUCUACCAGAUGGUAUGGAAGCCCGGCUCCGCUCAGAUGUCAUCCAUGCUCCAUUACCAAGUCCUGUUGACAAAGUUGCUGCUAACACUCCAAGUAUGUACUCUCAGGAACUAUUCCAGCUUUCUCAGUAUCUACAGGAGGCCUUACAUCGGGAACAGAUGUUGGAACAGAAGUUAGCCACACUUCAGCGGCUACUAGCCAUUACCCAAGAGGCUUCAGAUACCAGUUGGCAGGCUUUAAUAGAUGAAGAUAGACUUUUAUCACGGUUAGAAGUUAUGGGAAACCAAUUACAAGCAUGCUCCAAAAAUCAAACAGAAGAUAGUUUACGGAAGGAACUUAUAGCAUUACAGGAGGAUAAACACAACUACGAGACGACAGCCAAAGAGUCCCUGAGGCGGGUUCUUCAGGAGAAAAUUGAAGUGGUUAGAAAACUUUCAGAAGUUGAGCGAAGUCUGAGUAAUACUGAAGAUGAAUGUACCCAUCUGAAAGAAAUGAAUGAACGGACUCAGGAAGAGUUAAGAGAAUUAGCCAAUAAAUAUAAUGGAGCAGUUAAUGAGAUUAAAGAUUUAUCUGAUAAAUUAAAGGUAGCAGAGGGAAAACAAGAAGAAAUCCAACAGAAGGGACAAGCUGAGAAAAAAGAAUUACAACAUAAAAUAGAUGAAAUGGAAGAAAAAGAACAGGAGCUCCAGGCAAAAAUAGAAGCUUUGCAAGCUGAUAAUGACUUCACCAAUGAAAGGCUAACAGCUUUACAAGUACGGUUAGAACAUCUUCAGGAGAAAACUCUUAAAGAAUGCAGCAGUUUAGGGAUACAAGUUGAUGACUUCUUACCUAAAAUAAAUGGGAGCACAGAAAAAGAGCACUUGCUUUCAAAGAGUGGCGGGGACUGCACUUUUAUUCAUCAAUUCAUAGAAUGCCAGAAGAAGCUGAUCGUCGAGGGGCAUCUAACCAAAGUGGUAGAAGAAACAAAGCUUUCAAAAGGUUCGUUUUCUCUGGGUUUUCUGUGGGUUUUGACAACUCUUUUGGAUAAUGGAGAAAACCAGGCAAGAGCAAAAGAAUCUGAUUUGUCAGAUACUCUGAGUCCAAGCAAGGAAAAAAGUAGUGACGACACUACAGACGCCCAAAUGGAUGAGCAAGACCUAAAUGAACCUCUUGCUAAAGUGUCCCUAUUAAAAGAUGACUUGCAGGGUGCACAGUCAGAAAUUGAGGCAAAACAAGAAAUUCAGCAUCUUCGCAAGGAAUUGAUUGAAGCCCAGGAACUAGCUAGAGCAAGUAAACAAAAAUGCUUUGAACUUCAAGCUCUUUUGGAAGAAGAAAGAAAAGCCUAUCGAAAUCAAGUUGAGGAAUCCAGUAAACAAAUACAGGUUCUUCAAGCCCAACUACAGAGGUUACACAUCAAUAUUGAGAAUCUCCGGGAGGAGAAGGACAGUGAAAUUACAAGCACUCGAGAUGAACUGCUUAGUGCCCGAGAUGAAAUUUUGCUCCUUCAUCAAGCAGCAGAAAAGGCUGCCUCUGAGCGGGACACUGACAUUGCCUCAUUACAAGAAGAGCUUAAGAAGGUGCGAGGUGAGCUUGAGCGGUGGCGGAAAGCAGCAUCUGAAUAUGAGAAAGAAAUCACGAGUCUGCAGAAUAGUUUUCAGCUUCGAUGUCAGCAGUGUGAGGACCAGCAGAGAGAGGAAGCAACAAGGCUACAAAGUGAACUAGAGAAGUUGAGAAAGGAAUGGAAUGUAUUGGAAACCGAAUGCCAUUCUCUAAAAAAGGAAAAUGUUUUGUUAUCAUCAGAACUGCAGCGGCAAGAAAAAGAAUUGCACAAUUCUCAGAAGCAGAGUUUAGAGCUUACCAGUGAUCUCAGCAUCCUUCAGAUGACUAGGAAAGAGCUUGAGAAUCAAGUGGGAUCCUUGAAAGAACAGCAUCUUCGGGAUUCAGCUGAUUUAAAAACUCUUCUCAGUAAGGCUGAAAACCAAGCAAAGGAUGUACAGAAAGAGUAUGAAAAGACACAGACUGUACUCUCAGAACUGAAGUUGAAGUUUGAAAUGACUGAGCAGGAAAAACAAUCAAUCACAGAUGAGCUCAAACAAUGUAAAGACAACCUGAAGCUGCUCCGAGAAAAAGGAAAUAAUCCUUCCAUAUUACAACCCGUCCCAGCCGUAUUCAUCGGCCUAUUCCUGGCUUUCCUGUUUUGGUGUUUCGGUCCAUUGUGGUAGAGAAAGAAACCCUGGCCCUGGAUGCCCAUGUUGGCUGCCCUGGUUGCGGUGACAGCCAUCGUGCUGUACGUGCCAGGUCUGGCCAGAGCUUCUCCAUGAGAGCGUUUCUUGAGUCCGUACACCGUCCUCCCUUUAGAAGCUGGCAUCACACUCAUGCUGGGGACAAACAGAACCAUUUUCUUCCUUUUUACCUCUUAAGACAGCAGAAGUGCAAGAAUACAGCUAUAGGGUCAUUGCUUUAAAUUAUAUAAAAUGUAUCUAUAAAGAGGAUAUAAAAUUGUGACUUUAUUCUACUGUAAGCAAUAAUUUGCUUGCAAUUUUUCAUGUAAUUUUUAAAUUAGUAUGUUGAGAUUCUGAAUAUUAUGGUGGCCUAAAGUAGGCUUCUUGGUACACCAAAUUAUUUAUAACAUUAAAUUUAUGGGUAUUUUACUCUGAAUUCUAAUGACCAGAUAAUUCAUUUUUCUGAUUCGAUAACUACCCAAAUCAAACAACCAAUACAUACAUGGGAAGAGAGGCCCUGUGUGCUCAGUGCCUAUCAGUUUGAAAUAUAUACACAUAUAUAUAUAUUUUUUACAUAUUUACGCCAUUUUUACUUGUUAUAAAACCACUGAGCUAUUGGGAACAAGACUUAGAGACAACUAUUUGCGUGGAUUUUCUUUCUUUCUUCUUCCUUUCUUUCUUUCUUUCUUUCUUUCUUUCUUUCUUUCUUUCUUUCUUUUUAAGGAGAAAUACACUUGGAAAAUAUUCUGUUCUAGUGAUAAUUUGGGGAAUAUGUGCACGCUUGUUCAGCCUUAAUGUGACUUGACAAUGUGGAGGACAUCAACUUUGAAAAACUUUCCAUGAGAGUGUGUAUUUUCUUGAGCAAACUGAAGUAUUUCUGGGAGCAAAAACAGUAAUUCUACAAUUUCAGUGCAGUAAACCAAACUGUUGAGUCAAUUGGAAUGUAAUUUAUUAAACCUCAUGUAUUUAAAGAGAUAUUUUCUUUAAAAGCCAAGUUAUUUUCUCAUAUACAGCAUUUUAGGAAGCAUGAUUUUUUUUUCUAUCAUCUCUUCCUCCAAGCAUGUUUAAUUAAAGAAAGAAUUAAUAUCUCUUUAGAUAAGCUUUUACUGACUUAAUUGGUUAUGAUAUUUCAAAGCUAAUUCAUGUUCAAGGUGAGCUGUUGUUACCUACCAACAGAUUUCCUGGUCAGGUAUGCAAAUGGUUAUUUUCUUUUUACUGUUGUUAAUUGGGGCGUUCUGUUUAUGAGAAGCAUUAUUCCCAAGAUUAAUAGUGUUCCAUGCACAGUGAAGCACCUAAACACUGCUUGAUGUUAUAAAUUUAAAACACAGAAGUGGAAGUUUAGCUAUGGUUUUGUGCGGCACCACAGUUAUGUCAAUAAAAUUUAUUUAGGUCUUAGAAUAUCCUAAAGUAUCACAUAGUUAAAUUUUUCAGUCAAUGAAGACUGGGAGGGAAUGUCAGUAAAUUGGCUCAAAUGUUCUGUGGCAAUCCACAGGCCUAGCCAAAUGUUGAAAUAGAAGUUUAGGAUAUAAUUUGCUUUGUGAUGUUUGGCAGUCAUUGUUUAUACUUUAAAGGUUAUAUUUUAAGCUAUUUGGGAUUUGCUGUUGGGAGGAUCACUAGAUUUAUGGAGGAAUUAGUCACAAAUGACUUGUAGAAAAUGCUGUCAUAUAUAGUUCAUUUCAUCAUUUUCUGUUGCAGGAAGCCACUCCACCACAGAAUGCUAAUAUGCCAGUGGUACCCAGUACCUCUUGUAUAUAGGUUAUUGCAAAUAUUGUUCUGAAAUGCUUAACUUCAGAAUUACAUUUUUUAAAGUAAAUAAUUGUUUUAAAUCUAUUUUGUAAAGAUAUAAAGUACAAUAGAAUUUCUGGAGUACAGAUUAAACUAUUUGCACUAACACACGUGAUGUGCAUGAUUUAAUAAAAUAACUUUACUCUCCCUAUGCA